Molecule: messenger RNA, 384 nt
Organism: Pipistrellus nathusii (Nathusius's pipistrelle)
Lineage: Eukaryota; Metazoa; Chordata; Mammalia; Chiroptera; Vespertilionidae
Source: the annotation of a GenBank genome assembly
AUGAAGCAAAGUGGUGUUUCUCUCCUUUUGGGUAUCAUCUUCCUGACUCUGAUUGGAGUUCAAGGAGUCCCAAUAGUGAAGAAAGGACGCUGUUUGUGCAUCAACACCAACCAACGAAUGAUCCCCCUUAAAUCCUUAAAGAACCUUAAACAGUUUUCCCCUAGUCCUUCUUGUCAGAAAACUGAAAUCAUUGCUAUAAUGAAGAAUGGGACUGAAACAUGUCUAAACCCAGAUUCAACAAAUGUGAAAAAAUUGAUGAAAGAGUGGGAGAAACAGGUCAGCCAAAAGAAGAAGCAAAAGAAAGGGAAAAAAACAUUUAAAAAAAAACAGGGAAUUAAAAAAGCUAAACGAUCUCAACGUCCUCAUCAAAAGAAGACUAUAUAA